AACAGAGUUUCGAGUUUCGAGAUGUCACGGACGUGCAAUUUGUUGACAGGACGCAAUUAUUUAUCGAUAUUCAAGGCGGGAAAACUCUUCGCGAGAUCAUAUGUCACCAACACGACUUUUGAGAGCGAGAAGUAUAUCGAGAGCGACGACAGCAAUGGAGUGAGAACAAUUACUCUGAGCCAUGAUGCAUCUAGAAAUUCCCUGUCGCUGGAGAUGAUGAAAAUAUUAACCUGGAAUUUGGAACGAGACGAUGAUAAAGAAUCAUUGAGAGCGAUUGUAAUAGCUGCAGCACCCGGCAAAGUAUUUUCAGCUGGUCAUAAUCUGAAAGAACUGACAACGGCAAAAGGUAACAAGCAUCACUAUGAAGUCUUUGAAACAGCUGCCAAUUUAAUGAAGACGAUAACUAAUUCUCCAGUUCCUGUAAUUGCUGCUGUUGAUGGUCUUGCUGCAGCAGCUGGAUGUCAACUAGUCAGUUCUUGUGAUAUUGUUAUUUGUACAGAAAGAAGUAGUUUCUCUACUCCUGGAGCAAACUUUGGAAUAUUUUGUUCAACUCCAGGAAUUCCUUUGGUACGCAACGUACCUCAAAAAAUAGCAUCUUACAUGCUGUAUACUGGUCUUCCCUUAACUGCCCAAGAAGCUUUAAAUGCUGGACUUGUCAGUAAAGUUGUGCCUAAUGACAGACUUUAUGAAGGAGUGAAAGAAACAACGGACACAAUUAAAUCCAAAAGCCGAGCUGUCGUUCAACUAGGAAAGAAAUUCUUGUUCGAGCAACAAGAACUUGACCUUUCCUCGGCGUAUUACUACGGCACCGAGAUUAUGUUGCAGAAUUUGGAGUUGAAGGACGCUCAGGAAGGAAUCAAGAGCUUUGUAGAAAAACGCAAGCCUGUUUGGAAGAAUAAAUUCGAAAAAGAUGAAGGUUUAGAAUAA
Messenger RNA from Cotesia congregata, 927 nucleotides. NCBI's taxonomy places the organism in Eukaryota, Metazoa, Arthropoda, Insecta, Hymenoptera, Braconidae. The record is from the annotation of a GenBank genome assembly.